Molecule: messenger RNA, 1826 nt
Organism: Oppiella nova
Lineage: Eukaryota; Metazoa; Arthropoda; Arachnida; Sarcoptiformes; Oppiidae
Source: the annotation of a GenBank genome assembly
GAGCGACUCGCGUGAACGUGAGUUUCAUCAUUGCAUUGAAAUGAGUGUCAAAUACAGUGUGUUUUGCAUUCAAUUGAAUGGCAUUUUCGCUGCGAAAACGAAGUGUUUGUUUUGGGACUGACUUUUGAAUUUGUGGACAACAUUACAAACCCAACGAUUAUUUGUCGCACGUCGAGCUCAAACAAUUAGCCACUACCACCCCAUUCGCUGCCCACUGGACUCUUAGCCAGGACCGGCAGUUGUCUCGACGUCUCGCUAUAGACAGCCAACUCACUCACUCACAGUCAUAGAGGAACGGUAGCCGUGGGGCUGACCCGCUAUUGGACAGGGAGAUGACGCACAUGAGUGAGCGGCAUAUACUGCGCAUCCAAAAGGACAUCCGCGAGUUUUACCGGGAGGACAGUCGGGAACUGUACGCCGUGUGCGAGGAGGAGGACAUGAGUCAAGUGCACGCACUCAUACUCGGCCCCAUCGGCACGCCCUACGAAAAGGGCUUCUUCUACUUCACGCUCAAGUAUGGCCGCGAUUACCCCAUCAAACCGCCCAACGUUAAGCUCCACACAACGGACGCCUGCAAAGUGCGGUUUAACCCCAAUCUGUACGCGUGCGGGAAGGUAUGCCUCAGCAUUCUGGGCACGUGGCAAGGCCCUCCCUGGACAGCCGCCGUAACCCUAUUCACGACACUACUGUCCAUACAGUCGCUCAUGAAUGAGAAGCCCUAUCACAAUGAGCCGGGAUAUGAGGAGCGGAAGGGUCUGUCGCACGCCCUGGGGUUCGGUCGCGCCGGCGGCCGAUCAGUGGAUCAGUGCGUUCGCGACUAUAACGACAUCAUAGCCUACGAGACGAUACGCGUGGCGGUCGUCGGUAUGCUGUCCGCCAAUUCGACGGACGCCAAGAAUAUGCCUAAAAUGCUGAAAGACGUGAUGAUAGCGUCGUUCAGACAGAACUACCCGUACUUCGAGAGCACCGUUAGGUCGCGACAGGACAUGGAUGGCAAGCCGUGCAGCGACCCCUUCCGCGACCACUUGCGGCCCUCGACUUUCCAAUACAAACAGCUGUUGGAGUCGUUGCUGAAGUUGAAGGCGGAGUACGGCAUCAGCGGUGGCGCCGCUGAGGGAUCGGUAGUGCCAGCGCUCAGCCAACAGCCUAACGGUCCCAUAGAUGACGAGAUUUCUAUCGUAUACGACGGGACGGCAGCGGCCGGUACCUCAUCGCCGGCGCCCACCUGUUCAGCGGCCGCAGCGGCACCGAUAGACACGAAAGACGACCCCUUAGUGAAGGAGUACUACGCGAUGGCCGACACUAUGAUCUCAAAAGGCGAGUCACAUCCCCGGCCGCCCAAACCCGAGGAUCCCGACGAGUGGCAGAAGAUUAUUGAUUACAUGAACGGAGAUAUAGAUGAAGACGAGGACACGUCUCAAGAUCUGGUCUACGAGUCGGACAGCGAGGGGGAGGGGGAGGGCGACCACGAGAUGCACUCCGAUGUCGAUCAACACCCUAACCCUCAGCAGCCAUAACGCGCACAACAACUCUCAUACUUAGGCACAACUGGCCGCCCGUUCCUCUCAUAUUAUAAUUGAUUUCGAAGUUUAUUUGAAUGAAUAGUUUAAUUACAAUCGAUGUGUGAAUUGUUAUUUAAAAACACAUUUAUUUUGCGCUUAAGUUUGCAUUGAUAUGAAUGUCUGGGAAUUUCAGACAAAAAGUUAAUUUAUUUCGCAUGAAGUCCCGAAAGUAGGGCUCAAAACACGUUUGUAUUUACGGUAUAAAUAUUUUCUAUGAAUAUAGAGAUUAUAAACAAAUUAAUUGAGUAUUGAUUAGAAAUAUAC